CCUCUGAUCAGCUUGGGGUUACAGAGCACUUCUCAUGCUCUGCACGCAGGGUUUUCAGGAAGCGACUUAAAUGCAUCUUGAUUUUUACAUGCUUGAGCUCCUCCAGUUUACAACUUUUGGCUGACCAAAAAGUCGAACUACGUCGUCGGCACAGGGGAACCAGAGUCGCUGGCCGGCGGGUGAUGCUCUGCAGUGAAAACGUAUUUUCUACUCCAAUCUCUUCGAAAACUUCGCUGACGCGCCCUCAACGUCUGGAGUAUAUCAUGCCCGGGGAUAAGUGGUACGACGUCAACCCGUCUUUACCCUGAACAUUGGUUUUUGUAUGGAUCCUCUUGUGUUCGAGGUUACAAAUAGUGUCGAACUGUUCGGCUUGAUUUCGGGCAUUAUGAAGGAUUUCAGGCUCAGCCCCUAGCUCUAAGAUGUCAUGUACGAGUCCCGAAAGGUGUUAUAGGAUCGUCUGGUCGAGGCUAUCCCGCUCCUUCAUCUCAGACUUUGGAGACGAGUUUGCGCAUCCGACAUUUCAUUCCACUGCUCUCCAGUCAAUACCGUCCCACCAAUAUCUUUUCCGCCAUCAAUAUGGCAAUCUUGAUCAACUAAACCAAUCGCAAAAUCGUACCUCGUUAGUCAAUAUGCUCAUUUCGUUAAUCACCAUCCUGAUCACCACCUUCGCAGCCGCUUGUGGUGCCAGCCCAUUGACGACGGCCCCCGACUCAUAUUGCAAAGACCCAGACAGCUACUCAUACUGCCUCCGAAGCAUGUCGGUGGUCGUGUGCGAAGGUUGCCGCCAAAAACUCCACCGAGAUUUCACCCCGUCCCAUUGCGAAGAGGUCGACGAGGUGCCCGUUGCGCUGCUCACCCAGCACCACCAACAGACGAUUCCUUCAGCAUCAAGGAUUUUUGACUUGACAAUAUAGGCAUCGAGGAUGUUACAUUUUCGCCAAACGAUCAAAGGCAUUUUCCAAGAUUCAGAAGACCUAGAUCUCCAGUAGAAAUCACUCAAGUCCUAGGAGGAAUCCAAACUACAGGGGUGCGAAAUUUAGUUCAACACAUCAUUGCAUAUCGCUAUGAGAAAAUAGAGAUGCAAUAACGUCAGAUUGUAUACUGGUGUCCUAGAAAUUACUCAUCCAACCAGUCAGCCAAUGAUAAUAGGUUUAUUGUCACAUCGAGGCCAGAGGCACCACUCCAACUCGGUUAUAAUCCCGCCGUUUCGUUCACCUACUCUU
Pseudomassariella vexata is the source of this 1223-nucleotide messenger RNA. RefSeq lists its product as uncharacterized. Lineage: Eukaryota; Fungi; Ascomycota; Sordariomycetes; Amphisphaeriales; Pseudomassariaceae. The record is from RefSeq and is a predicted model, not a curated record. The transcript is spliced from 3 exons. Bases 420 to 914 code for a protein of 164 amino acids.